Molecule: messenger RNA, 297 nt
Organism: Chlorella variabilis
Lineage: Eukaryota; Viridiplantae; Chlorophyta; Trebouxiophyceae; Chlorellales; Chlorellaceae
Exons: 2
Coding region: 1-297 (98 amino acids)
Source: RefSeq, a predicted model, not a curated record
AUGUCGCUGCUGUUGCGCAGGCUGCCCCUGGCGGCUCGCCGUUGCUCCAAAACGCGCGGUAGUGGUGGCGGCGGCAGCUUCUUCGCUGAAGGAAAAUCGGAGCCAGGGGGCAACCUGUUUGGGGAGACCCCGCCUCCACCCGGCCAGAGCAGGAAGUGGGAGAGCUGGGAGGGGCCCUGGUAUGCCACAUUCGGCGCAGCCACGGCUAUUCUGGUCAUCGGGCUGUCUGCACGGCCAAACUCCUCGCUGACCUCCUGGGCGGACAAGCAGGCGGCGGAGAAGCGGGCGGCGGCGUGA